Messenger RNA from Electrophorus electricus (electric eel), 5375 nucleotides. NCBI's taxonomy places the organism in Eukaryota, Metazoa, Chordata, Actinopteri, Gymnotiformes, Gymnotidae. The record is from RefSeq and is a predicted model, not a curated record.
GUCUGGACUGCAGCAUGUCCCAGAGCACCCAGUGUGUUUCCUGUAGAAUCCCAGUUUUUGCUGAGAAAACAGCUGGCUUUUCUCACUUUCCUGUGACAUGGAGAAGUGGUUAUCACGCCUGUCAGAAUGUUUAUUCUCUUUGUUUCCCUUUUGUAGAGCCUUGGUUGCCUAGAGACGGAGACUUAUUCUGGUUCUUGCCAAAUCCUGAUAGUGGUUUUCACUGGAGACCAACCGGAUGCAUUAGACCUAAACUGCAAGACAAUGUUCUUUACAUAAUGUAUAGCCUACAUCCUUUUUAUUUCAGUUUUCAUAAGCUUGAAACUCUGCUAGCUGCAGGGCACGUGUAACCCGUGAGCCGAAUGGCGUCGUGUCUGUAGGCAUGCAUAAGGCGAUGUGAAGCCCUUCCUGUGGUUUUCAGUGGGUUUCCUGACUGUUUCUGCUGUGUAAUGUGGCACGCCUGGACAUGCUCUCUGGAGUCUACGAGGCUCCCAUGCGGUGGCUGCUGUCUCUACCAGCCGAAAAUCCUCUCGCUCUUGGCUGUCACGUCGGGACUUUCUUUGCAAUCCUCCGCGCUCGCUUGCUGUGAUCCUGACCGACUGAGGAGGCGGGCGUGUGCCAGCGGGCACCAUGGCGACCGUGGCCAGCGGCACAGGCACCUGUACGCGGCCCGACUGGGCGGACUUGGCCGACGUGCCCCGGCCGGCAGACGAGCACAGCGGCAUGCGGUUAGCCGGUUCUGCCCCAACUGCAGCAGACACCUCCUUCUCCAGGGCGGAGACCCACCCAGUGGCCGCACAGCCGAGGAGCGGCUGGGUGCAGUUUGACGAUAAGCCCUGGUCCCCCUCUCCCCCUUUUUCGCAGCCGAAAGGCAGCAGGCACAGUGUGUGCUCAACGGCCAGCUUCUGGAGAGCCGCCCCUGCGUCUGAGAGCACGCAGUCGGAGGGGAGGAGCUCCCUGAGCCAGGACGCCUCCUCCUGUGACCUGCCCUCGCUGAACACGGAGGAACCGCCCAGCCAGACCACGUCCCGACCACAGUCGCCUGAUUCAUCUGUUUGUGAAGAGGACGAAGGCGUGAACAUGGACACAGUCAGCUGGACAGCCGGCAACCCACACACAAACGGCCAAUCAUUUGCCAGCUCUAGCCGCUUUGCCAACUGGGUAACUUUUGAUGAUGACGAUGAGGUGCCAGGCUACCGGCAUGCUGCAAAACCAUCCAACAUCAGGGUCGACAACCUCAACAACUCCCCAUUACAAGAUGCAAACAGCAACCUCAUUGUGUCCUGCGUCCAGAGCCAGAGGACAGACGGACACAUCCUGGAUUUAACCGCAGAGGGAACGGACUCUGUGUUUGCCCUGCACAGUUCAGCACUGAACAGCGGCACUCCUUACACCAAGAAGAAUCCCUUCCUGGAUAAGGAGUUCUCCAACAUCCAGCCCUCCUCUAUUAACCCCUUUAGUGCCUACUUCAGUAAGGCGGAGCGGAAGUCAUCCGGAAGCAAAGACUCGGAGAGGGAGAGCUCCUCUUUCUUCUCCUUCAAUUCCCCCCUCCGUGAUUCCCAGCCUGCUGAUAUCAAACAGGAGUUCAUCCUGCCCUUCUCUCCUGCCAGUGACGGUCCCCCCUCAGGUUCCGCAGGCAUGGGCCUGGAUCAUCUCAGACAGCUGCGGAUCUCUGAUACAGACCAUGUGGGCGGCAGCGCUGCCUCGGCCGACGACUCGGCCGACGACUCGGCGGACGACUCGGCGGAAGGGGACGUGGUGGCGGACCCUCCCUACGAGCCUCCGCACGCGGCCUCGCAGGAUGGCUGGGCCUUGCUGCUGCGCAUCCCCGAGAAGAAGAACAUCAUGUCUUCGCGCCACUGGGGACCCAUCUUCGUCAGGCUGAGCGCUGGCGGCCAGCUGCAGCUGUUCUACGAGAGAGGCCUGGAGAAACCCUUCAAGGCGUUCCAGCUCAGCAGCCAGCUCGAGGUCUCCGAGCACAAGCUGCAGAGCUACGAGGAGAGCGGUCGCGUGCACACGCUGAGCUUGGAGCACGUGGCGUACCGGGAGAAGCGCAAGAUCCAGCCCAAGGUGACUGUGGUGCACAUGCCCGUGACAGAGCAGCUGGUGAAGCUCGGCACCGUCGACUACCAGGAGUUCCGGAGCUUCAGGUACGCGCUGCAGGAGAAGCUGGCAGCCCUGCCCGUCCACAUGGGCUCCCUGGGCGCACCUGUGCCCUACACUGAGGAGGAGAUUUACGUGGAGGUGAUCGACAGCUUCGACGGGGUCUUGGCUAAAGGAGGCAGUCGCAUUCUCGAGCAGCUGGUGACGACGCGAGUGAAAGUGCUCGCCUUCCUGACAGGUUCCCCGUCCUGCUGCAUCGGCCUCAAUGACGUCCAGGUCAAAGGUAAAGAGGUGGUGUCCCGGCACGACAUAAUUCCCAACACCACCACGCGCUGGAUUCACCUGCGAGACUGUCGACUGCAUGAGUGUGUCGACCCGUCUGAGUUUGUGCAGUCGAGGACAAUCACCUUUGACCCCCCGCCUGGGCAGCGCUUUGAGCUGCUGCGAUUCCGGACAGCGUAUGCGGAGAAGACGUUGCCCUUCGCCCUGAGAACGGUCGUUGGCAUCUGCGGCGCCGAGGUGGAGCUCCAGUCCUGGCUGGUGAUGUCGUCGGGCUUCUCGUCCAACCGAGACCCCCUCACGCUGAUACCGUGCGAGAACGUGGCCGUGCGCUACCCCAUCCCCAAGAUCUGGGCCAAGAACUUCCGUCGCGAGAGCGUGAUGGGCGAGAAGUCUCUGAAGGCGCGCUUUAAUAAAGGAGCCAGCCUUGGCACCGCCAGCAGUUCGGGCUCCGAGCCCGCCAUGAGGGUAACUCUGGGCACCGCCAAAUAUGAGCAGGCCUUCAAGUCCGUGGUGUGGAGGAUCAGCCGCCUGCCAGACAAAAACUCAGCAAUGGGGCAGCCACACACCUUCUUCUGCCGCUUGGAGUUGGGCUCGGACUGGGAGGUGCCUCGCCAGUUCCAGUGCUCGGUGGAGGUGGAGUUCGACAUGCCUGCCGCAUCUGCCUCGAAGACCACCAUCCGCUCGCUGUCUGUACGAGACAGGGCCGAGCUGAAGAAGUGGAUCACUUACAAAGCCCACUAUUCCUAUCAGGUGGCGAUAGAGCAAAAGAAUGAGGACGUGAUGGAGCGCCCCCAGCAGGACAAGCCUGGGGCGUGCUCUCAGCAGUGAGGUGGGACAGCUCCACUUUUGCCUUUUGUUAUUCAUCUGGCUUUUUGUGUUUUGUUUGUUUGUUUGUUUGUUUGUUUGUUUGAGAAGUUGCACUUUGAAUGUCAAUAUAAGAACAUAAGGACCAGUCUGAAAGUUUGCACUUUCCCACCAUGGGUGGAUUUGUUUUUGGGACUUUUUGUACUUCUUUAGUAUGAAUGCAUUUUUUUUUAAACCUUGUUAAAGCAUGUUCCUGGGAAGAAGAUGUAUGUAUGGCAUAAUGAGACAAACACACACACAUACACACACAUACACACACACACACACACACUCAUUACUCAGCUCACUUCAGGAAAAUGUUGUUAGAAUAAAACACAGCAGUGCGUUUCAUUUUGGAAAAGUGUGUGCAGAAAAGCUGUCAUGAAGGCUCCACUGAGCCUUUUCGGUCUGCUACUAGCAGGGGAAUCUCCUCGUAAAUUCAGUUCCUUUUUGAAUCAUGAUGAUAGCCGUUUACCUUACUGAUAUCGGUUACAUUAUUACAGAAGCAAGAAAGGGAUGCCAUGUGCUUUUGCUUUCGUUUGGUGGUGGAAUGGUUUACCCAACGUUGAUAUCUCGUACCACAUUUACCUACGGCAGCAGUGCCAUCUGUGAUUGGCCAAUCCAUUUGGAUGUAAGCUUCUUCAGAGCUCGGGGCCUGUUCCUGAAAAGUACCGGAGGAACAGAGAGGAGCCAAAAACAGCAGAAGAGAAGCCUGUUUGCCCUGCGCGAGUGAAUGCUAGUAUUUUUGGGAUUAUUUCUAGGCACCCUCAGUGUCCAUCUGCGUAACGCCAUCUAUGCAUUCAGCUCUGACGGACUUUGUGCCACAUAGCCAGUGUUGAGCACAGCGUUGGACUUCAGUGUUUCAUAUCAUUUAUUUAGGAAGAAAUUGCAUUUGACUAUGUAGCUUCACCAGGUACAGCAGUUAUAUAUAGUCUAUAUAAUGAUAAGCAAUACCGCGUCAUUAUACAUUUAGAGAACUACAUUGAGAGAACACUGCUGUGUUUUUGAACUCUUUAUGAACUUGAUUAUGGCCUUUCUAUAGAACGCCCAAAAGGGAGAGGGACCUUGUUUAUAAAAAGGAAAAACCUAACCGUUUGUUUACAUUUAUAUAAAUGUAUGUUACCUUUUAUGCUUUGAGGGUAUUGUUGUUGUUGUUGUUGUUUUAUUAAGGAGGCGAACUUCAUACUUGAUAUUAAAAUGAACUCAUCUCCUUAGAGAGAAUGGUUUUUUUUUUGGUUUAUAUGGAAUUCGCACGUUUCAUGAACUUACGUGUGUAUAAGCGUGACUGGUAAUGUCAGACUUGUUAGUCUUAUAGUGAGUGAUAUUCUAGUUUCCUACUGAGAUGUAGCUAGUCUCCUUUUUGCUUUCCAUGUCUUGAUGACCAGUAAGGGCUUAACAUUGUGCUGGCUUGGCAAAACUGCUGUAUUUGAUUAAUUGUAGUGUGUUAGUGUGGAGUCUAUCUGUACUUGAGCCAUGCUCACACGCUUUAACUGGAUGAUGUAAUGUUUUUUACUAACAUAAGUCUAACUGAUGGUAGACAUAUGUGGACAUGUUGCCACUACUGGAUUUUCCUUUGAUGAAUGUUUUCUUUGGGCUGCUGUGUUUGUGUGAACCAGUUUAACCAGAGUAAAAAUUAAACAAGGGUUUUGGGGUUUUUGGUUUUUUGUUUUUUUUUUGACAUUUUUAAAUUGAGCCAUAGACUUGGCAAAGAAGAGAUGUUUAUUCCUAAAUAUAAUACUUUCCCCUUUUUGUUUAUAGCAAUGGUCAUAUGGAAUGGAAAUUAUUACAUGCACAACAUGGAGUCUUCAAAGGGAUUGGUUUUGGUUUUUGGUUAAAGAAAUGUCUACAAAAGUAAACCAAAAAGUGAACAUGUCAGAAAAUGUAAACAAGAAUAUGCGUCGAUUUUCACAUGCAUCCGAUUUGAUGAUCAUUGUAAUCAUGCAGGAAUUUUUCAAGCAUAACUGAUCUACGUCUGAAUCUCUGACUGUUUAUUGAUUCCUGUCAUGUGUGGGCUGCUCUCUGAAAUUGCUCUGAGUUGCUGUUUUGUUAAAACAUAAAUCAGGUACAAUCAAAUCAGACUCUGAGAUGAAUACUCUUCUGAGAGACCUGUAUUCUAACCGGUGAAUAAACACUAAUCAGAUUUCAUGCAU